Molecule: messenger RNA, 2011 nt
Organism: Asparagus officinalis (garden asparagus)
Lineage: Eukaryota; Viridiplantae; Streptophyta; Magnoliopsida; Asparagales; Asparagaceae
Product: laccase-17-like
Exons: 6
Coding region: 42-1769 (575 amino acids)
Biological process (GO): lignin catabolic process
Cellular component (GO): apoplast
Molecular function (GO): copper ion binding; hydroquinone:oxygen oxidoreductase activity
Source: RefSeq, a predicted model, not a curated record
GCAAGGCAGCAAGUUGUAGAGAACAAAUAAAUAAAAAAGAAAUGAGCGCUUCGCUUCUCUCUUCCAUUGCCUCGAUGGCAUCCUUGCUACUUUGCUUGAGUGUUCUCUUUGGAUUGCCACAUUUCUCUUCGGCCAUAACAAGGCACUAUAAGUUUGACAUACGUUUACAAAAUGUUACAAGAUUAUGCCAUACAAAGAGCAUUGUGACAGUCAACGGACAGUACCCAGGACCAAAGCUCAUUGCCCGUGAAGGCGAUAGAGUAAUUGUAAAAGUCACCAACCAAGUUUCAAAUAACAUUACUAUCCAUUGGCAUGGAAUAAGGCAACUACAGAGUGGGUGGGCCGAUGGCCCAGCCUACAUUACUCAAUGCCCGAUCCAAACGGGCCGGAGCUACGUGUACAACUUUACGAUAACAGGCCAGAGGGGGACAUUAUUCUAUCAUGCUCAUAUUUCAUGGCUUAGGGCGACGGUCCAUGGGCCUAUUAUUAUCCUGCCGAAGCUCGGUGUUCCUUACCCAUUUGCAAAGCCCUAUAAGGAAGUACCCAUGAUUUUUGGGGAGUGGUUUAAUGAAGACACUGAGGUAGUCAUUUCUCAGGCUCUUCAAACCGGAGGAGCCCCAAAUGUCUCUGAAGCCUACACCAUCAAUGGGCUUCCCGGCCCGCUAUACAAUUGCUCGGCUAAAGACACGUUCAAGCUCAAGGUCAAGCCCGGAAAGACCUACCUCCUCCGUAUCAUCAACGCUGCACUCAACGACGAGCUCUUUUUCAGCAUCGCCAACCACUCUAUUACAAUUGUCGAAGUCGACGCUAACUACGUUAAGCCAUUCGCUACCAAGACUCUCCUCAUCACGCCGGGCCAAACCACCAACGUCCUCCUCAAAGCCCGGCCCAAUAGCCCAAACUCACGGUUCCUCAUGGAAGCCAGGCCCUACGCAACUGGGCUUGGUACUUUCGAUAACACAACUACUGCUGGGCUUCUAGAGUACGAGAAUACGGGUAUUUCUUCUGGAAAUCUUCCGCUUCUGAGACCGAAACUUCCUGCUCUCAAUGAUACUGCUUACGCUACAAACUUCACUAACAAAUUGAGAAGCCUAGCAAGUGCACAGUAUCCAGCUAAAGUUCCUCAAACAGUGGACCGCAAGUUCUUCUUCACCGUGGGCCUUGGCACAAGCCCAUGUCCAACGAACCAAACUUGCCAAGGGCCCAAUGGGACCAAGUUCGCCGCAUCCGUUAAUAACAUUUCUUUUGCCCUGCCCUCUACGGCCCUUCUUCAGGCCCAUUUCUUUGGGCAGCAAAAUAAGGUUUUUACAGCAGAUUUUCCAAAAAGACCUCUAUUUCCAUUUAAUUACACCGGGACGCCACCAAAUAACACGUUUGUAAACAAUGCGACUAAAACUGUGGUGUUGCCGUACAAUACAAGCGUGGAGCUAGUGAUGCAGGAUACUAGCAUUCAAGGGAUUGAGAGCCACCCUCUCCAUCUUCAUGGCUUCAAUUUUUUCGUCGUCGGUCAAGGAUUUGGAAAUUAUGAUCAGACUAAGGAUCCAUCCAAGUUCAAUUUGGUUGAUCCUGUUGAGAGGAAUACUAUCGGAGUGCCCGCUGGAGGCUGGGUCGCAAUCCGAUUCUUCGCUGAUAACCCUGGUGUAUGGUUCAUGCAUUGUCACAUUGAGAUACACAUUAGCUGGGGAUUGAGGAUGGCCUGGGUUGUGAUGGAUGGAGAACUACCCAGUCAAAAGCUGCCACCUCCGCCGGCGGAUCUUCCAAUGUGCUGAUGUGGACAAGUUUUUUUUUUAUUUUUAUUUUUGUGGAGUGUGAUCUUUUUUGUUUUUAAUCUUUUUGGCUGGCUAAUGAACCCAACCAAUAAGUUCAUUAGCGACCCAAAUUGCUCUUUUUUUUUUUGACCGUUCAAUAUUGUGUGCAUUUUUUUUGUUGAAAACAAACAUAUGCAUGUUCUUUGCGUAUGUUGGUUUUGUUUUGAAUAAAGAAGAGAUCGAGGUUAAUUGAUGUGAUUCAA